Molecule: messenger RNA, 2048 nt
Organism: Sycon ciliatum
Lineage: Eukaryota; Metazoa; Porifera; Calcarea; Leucosolenida; Sycettidae
Exons: 4
Coding region: 179-1258 (359 amino acids)
Biological process (GO): protein neddylation
Cellular component (GO): nucleus
Molecular function (GO): NEDD8 transferase activity
Source: RefSeq, a predicted model, not a curated record
UCUUUUGAAUCAAGCAGCCAGUACCAUCUAGUCGGAUUCGGUGCGGAGCUCCACGAUUCGUUUCCUUUCUCUAACCUCCUACGCCCUGAUAGAUAUUUUGUUUCCAUGUAGCUCUGAGUAGGUGUAUACCACCUAAUUUGUGAAUAAACAACUCCUAGAAACAUUCCACUGGCUCACGAUGCAAGGGAAACUAAUGAAACAAUUCCAGCGCCUUCUGCGCAACGUCAAGAGCUUCAGUGACGACCAGGUUGAGGUUCUGCUGGACGGUUUGGACUUCGACCAGCCGCUACAAACGUUCAACAUCAGGAUUCGGCCGAACGGCGGUCCGUACCGCGGUGGAACGUUUGAGUUCUCAAUUUCGCCACAAGACAUCGGGCCUCCCGAGGUGAUCUGUGAAACCCAAAUCUACCAUCCCAACAUCGACCCGGACGAUAACAGCUUGUGCUUCAAUCUGCUAGCGGAUCUCUGGGAGGAUACGUUGACGCUGGAGGAUAUAGUGCAGGGGCUACUCUUUCUCUUCUAUCACCCGGCAAUUGAUGAUCCGCUCAGCCACCUUUUCAAUGGCAGUGAGAGCUGGGAGGAGUUUGAGGACAAUGUCCGCGCCAGCCUGCGCGGGGAAUCGAUCAAUGACUACGAUUUUGAAAGAAAUCUCAUCGAAGAAGAAAGCACGGAGAAAUUGUCAAGUACCCAGGACGCUGUCAAGAUGGUCUACCUGGAACGGCGCCAUUCGUUUGCCGGGGAGCUGGUCAAUAUCAAUUUCGAUCUCUAUAUGCUGGGUAAGCUGACUCCGCCUAGCUUGACCAAAGCGCCGCAGCCCUCUGCUGUGGAGCAUGACUCAUCAUCGCCAUCUCCACUCCGUCAUGUGCUGUCCUACGGCGACGUAGCCCGCUGCCACCUACCGGUGACGAGGGCCAAUCGCGACGCAACACGGCGUCACCGUCGGGAAAUGGACGGUGAUUGUACCGACACGGAUUACAGCGACACCGAUACUGACUACGACCACAUGACGGAUUACGACAGCGACGACGGCGGAGACGACGAUACUAACAGCGUUGCCGCCGAGAGUUUGACCGUCCACCAGCCCGCCUGCACUUGCCACCUCCUGGGCAGUGCGGCGGACAGCAAUGGUACCAGCGUAGACGCCUGCCCGGGAAUGGCCAGUGCCAGCAGCCCUGCUCCAGUCGCCGUCGGUAGGAAUAACAUCAAACGCAUCGGCCGGCAAUUGACAAGCUUUGUAAUGGGAUUAGUACGCUGGUGAUGAUCAUCGUUUAGACUUUCGCUUUUUACCCUUAGAAUACCCAGUAGCUAGUUUGUCGGUGUUUCUUGUCAAAGGUUUGAGCGUAGACAUGUUGAGGGUUUAUAAGCCUGUUUAGAGGGAAUCAGAUGCUAGCCAACACAUCCGCAAUGCACAGCUCAGCAUCUCUCUAGCUGUAGAAGUGCCAUCAACCAAACGUUUGUGCUUAGUACAAUGGUCCAUAGUGAACACAGCCGCGCAGCGUUUUGAAAGCCUAUAAACUAGCUGCUUGUUGCGUACGGGAUUGGCCGUGUUGCGAGUAACCCCCCUCACUUUGUGUACCACCUACCAGGUAUCUAAUAUCUACAAUUAUAAUAUUAUGAAGACGAGGUUGGUGCGUAUAUUAUUACUAUUACUAUUAUGCCCUGUGCCUUGAAAGCCAGAUACCUAUUCCUUAUCUGUGUGUGUGUGUGUGUGCGUUUGUGUCUAAGCAGUGAAUUGUGUUGUUCGAUACUUUUCUCGUAGGCUCAUCCCCACCCUACUAUGGCCAAAGCUUGAGACCCCCCCCCCCUCCCCACACUUACACUUCAAGAAAUAAUUAUUUCAUUUCAUUUUUUCUUGCCUAUGUUUUACCCAACUACCCCUGUUUUGGCCAUUUGACUGGCUUUUCCUGGCCUGAUCAAUUGUUGAGUUUUUUUUACAAGUUUGUACAAUCGUCUUUUCAUCUCAAUGCCUUCCCGUUGACGUCAUAUGCAGUACUUGUGUCAGUCUAAUGGUGGUACUUCAAGCACGGAAAGGAACCUAUUCAAGAUAA